UCAGCCCCCGCGCUUGCUCCCUUUUUCCCUACUACCCCUGACGGUAGCUCUUCUCACUGGCUGCUCCGGACGGAAGCUCGCUGGGUGUUUCUCCAGAAGUUUCCCCCCCACCCCGGGCAGCUGCAGCGACAGCGCGAAGUAUGGCGGCAGCUAGACCUGCAACGGCAUCCGGGUUGUUCCCGCUCCUGUCGGACGGGCAGAUCGAUGAGGACCCCCAGGCGGCCGUCGAGGCACUGACAAGAGCACUGGAAGAAAAACCAGAUGAUGCAGAAUGUUACUGCCAAAGAGCUUAUGCCCACAUUCUUCUGAAGAAUUACUAUGAAGCUAUUAUAGAUGCAAAGAAGUCUCUUGGACUCAACCCACAUAAUUCCACUGCUCUGCUGAGAAAAGGGAUAGGUGAAUACCAUGAAAAAAACUAUGCUGCAGCUCUAGAGAGUUUCACAGAAGGAUAUAAAUUAGAUGAUACAGAUAAUACGUUCAGCAUCUGGAUUAAAAGAUGUCAAGAAACUACAAAUAAAGAAGUAUCAGAAACUGGAAUGAUUGUACAGCAGCAAACUCAACAAUCAAAAAUCAAGUAUGAUUGGUACCAAACAGAAUCACAAGUAAUCAUUACACUUAUGAUCAAGAAUGUUCAGAAGAAUAACAUAAAUGUGGAGUUUUCAGAAAAUGAGUUGUCUGCAGUGGUGAAACUUCCAUCUGGAGAGGACUAUAGUUUAAAGCUUUCACUUAUUCAUCCUAUAAUACCUGAACAGAGCAUCUUUAAAAUACUUUCAACAAAGGUUGAAAUAAAAAUGAAAAAGUCAGAGGCUGUAAGAUGGGAGAAGCUGGAGGGACAAAGAGAUGUAGCCAAACCCAAACAAUUCACACCAGAGUCAAAACACAUGUAUCCAUCAUCCUCUCAUUAUACAAGGAAUUGGGACAAAUUAGUUGGUGAGAUCAAGGAAGAAGAAAAGAAUGAAAAGUUAGAAGGAGAUGCAGCUUUAAACAAAUUAUUUCAGCAGAUCUAUUCAGAUGGUUCUGAUGAAGUGAAACGUGCCAUGAACAAAUCAUUUAUGGAGUCUGGAGGCACAGUUCUGAGUACCAACUGGUCUGAUGUAGGUAAAAGGAAAGUUGAUGUUAAUCCUCCUGAUGACAUGGAAUGGAAAAAGUUCUAAAUAAAUCAGUUUGCUAUCAGUGUAUUGAAUAUA
Molecule: messenger RNA, 1187 nt
Organism: Antechinus flavipes (yellow-footed antechinus)
Lineage: Eukaryota; Metazoa; Chordata; Mammalia; Dasyuromorphia; Dasyuridae
Gene: SUGT1
Product: SGT1 homolog, MIS12 kinetochore complex assembly cochaperone
Exons: 13
Coding region: 141-1154 (337 amino acids)
Biological process (GO): protein stabilization
Molecular function (GO): protein-folding chaperone binding
Source: RefSeq, a predicted model, not a curated record